Messenger RNA from Scophthalmus maximus (turbot), 4252 nucleotides. It is a transcript of the gene anapc5, whose product is annotated as anaphase promoting complex subunit 5. Bases 337 to 2658 code for a protein of 773 amino acids. The transcript is spliced from 17 exons. NCBI's taxonomy places the organism in Eukaryota, Metazoa, Chordata, Actinopteri, Pleuronectiformes, Scophthalmidae. The record is from RefSeq and is a predicted model, not a curated record. Gene Ontology annotation, biological process: anaphase-promoting complex-dependent catabolic process; positive regulation of mitotic metaphase/anaphase transition; protein K11-linked ubiquitination. Gene Ontology annotation, cellular component: anaphase-promoting complex. Gene Ontology annotation, molecular function: protein binding.
GAAGAAGAAGUAAUACGUAUUUUUCAUGGGACAGAAGGAGGGCUGUUUGAAAGGGAAAAAAGGUACUUUCUGUCAACAUGUUCAAAAUAAAACAAAUUACCUGACAAGGUCGACGUGGCUGUUCGUUGUCAGUAAGACGUCUCGUCUACAAGUCCGCUCAGACUAAACGUUGACCUGUUGUUUGCUUUUUCCCAGGACAUAAUGUUCAGUGAACUUUAGCUUGCGACGUUAGCUAGCUCGUAGCUCUGUUUGACUGUUGUCUGUCUUUAACGUUGCUUUCCGCUCAAUGUUGAACCAUUUCACCAUUACACUGGUGUCUUUCUAAACCCCGUGACGAUGGCGAGUGUGCACGAAAGUCUGUAUUUCAACCCCAUGAUGACGAACGGAGUGGUCCACGUCAACGUGUUUGGCAUUAAAGACUGGGUGACUCCGUAUAAAAUCUCCGUGCUGGCGCUGUUGUAUGAGAUGACCGCAUCUAAGAUCACACUGCCAGAAAGAAGACGACUUAACCAGCUGAUCCUCCCCCUGCAGCAGGGUCCUGACCUGACUCUUGGCCAGUUCCUGCAGACAGUGGAGGAGUGUUGCCCUCAGACUGCAUAUGCGGUCAAACUCCGGCUUCAUGAGAUGGCAGACGGAGAGCUGAAAGAUAUGGAGUACUUCUUUUCCACUCUUCCCACCCCGUUCACUGCUUUUGAUUCUGAGGCUUAUAAAACCAGCGUUGUGGGUCUUUUUAUGAGACACAUGCUCCUGGCCUACAACAAGCUGUCCUUCAGUCAGGUCUACAAACUCUACAAGUCCCUGCAGCACUACUACCACAGUCACUACGCCAAGCCUACUGAUGGGCAGGAGGGACUUCCUGCGCUGGUUGCCGAUGACUCAGAUAUGGACCUCACCAGCGCUGAGGAUACUGUAGGAGACAGAACAGGCAAAGAGGAGAUGGACACCCCACUUCAUGUGUCAGAGCUUCGAAAUGAUAAUGCUCUGAGCAGAGGUCCCCUGUCCCAAAAACAAGCAGAGUACUUUCUUGCUAGACAGGCCUAUCUUUUGAAGAAUGAUGAGAAUAAAGCUCUAAAGCCCGCUGCACUGCAGGAAGAGCUCAACAACAUGCUGAAGUUUAACCCAGAUUUUGCUGAGGCACAUUACCUGAACUACUUGAACAGCAUGAGAGUCCAGGACAUCUUCCUCUCCGCCCAUAGUCUCUUACAUUAUUUUGACCGCCUCAUCUUGUCUGGAAAUGAGGGAAAGAGCAACGGAGAUGAGGGCUAUGGUCGAAGUCUCCGUUAUGCUGCUCUGAACUUGGCAAGCCUGCACUGUCGCUUCGGUCACUAUCAUCAGGCUGAUCUGGCUCUCCAGGAGGCUAUCCGUAUAGCUCAGGAGUCCAAUGACCACGUGUGCUUGCAGCACUGUCUGAGUUGGCUCUACACCCUGCAACAGAUGAAAGGAUCUGACAGCACAGUGUUGACUGAGGAUUCAGUGAAAAUGGCUGCCCAUUUCUGCCUGCCGUAUCUGGCCUCUCUGGGCAUUCAGUCAUUGGUCCAGCAGGGGGCUACGCUGGGUAAGACGGCACACAAGCUGAUGGACGCUCUGAAGGACACGGACAUCCUGCACUGGAAGCACAGUCUGUCAGAGCUGAUCGAGAUCAGCCUGGCUCAGACUACGUCCAUAUGGAGGAUGUAUGGCAAGAGUACCAUGGCUCUGCAGCAGGCCCAGCUGCUACUAAACAUGAGCAGUCUGGAGCCAGUCAACUUCGGGGUCCAGCAGAACAACACGGAGGCCUUCACCGUGGCUCUCUGCCACCUGGCCGAACUACACGCAGAGCAGGGCCUGUACUUUGCUGUUUCAGAGAUUCUCCAGCAUCUGAAGGAACAGUUUCCUCCUCACUCACAACAUGCAAAGCUGUGGAUGCUGUGCGACCUCAAAAUCCAGUUUGAGAGGCACAUGAAUGAAGGAAAAUACCACUUAGCGGAGCCACUGGUCACAGCUAUCUCUGCUUUAAACAAAACAGAGGGUCUCUUCAGGAAAGCCCAAGUUCUUAAGGCUCUCAACCGCAGCACCGAGGCGUACAGCAUCUUAAAGCGGCUUCAGGUUCACUGUGAGAAGACUAAAUGCACAGAGAUGGUCAUCAGAGGGAUGCUCGCCACUGCCGGGCUCCACUGGGAGUCGUCUGGCUUCUCCACUGCUCUCCCUCUCCUCCUGCAGGCUUUGGCCUCGGCAAGACAGCACCACCUACAGUCCCUGGCCUCAGAGACCAUCCUUCACCUGGCCUUUACUCAGCUGAUGCUGGGGGUUCCUGAGAAAGCUCUGAAUGUCCUGCAUGAAGCCAUCGAGCCUGUUCUGGCCCAUGGAGCAGUCAUGGAAAAAGGUCGAGCCCUGCUGUUGACAGCCCGCUGUCAGAUGGCGGUGGCUGGGUUCAGGCCAAACAGAAAAGGGCAAGCAGAUUUUCAUCUGGCAGUUUUGGCUGUUGACACUCUUAACGAGGCUGCGGCCUAUUUUUCCAAGCUGAACUGUAAGGAGCGGCUACGUGACGUCCACUACCUGCAGGCUCAACUCCACCAUUCCCUGGGACAAAUCUCACAGUGCAACAAAAGUGCCAUGCUCUUCCGGCUGCUUGACCAGGAGCUGCAGUCAGCAGCACCACCAUUCUCCAUGCGACUCUAACUGUUUGUUUUUCAGCAACAAACUGUAGACUUUUUGGGGGGGCUGCUGAAAAGGAGAGAACACAUCCUCAACUGCUGAGUUGAGUCAUUUCAGCUCACCACUAGAUGGUAGUGAAACUCUGUCCUGUUCUGUCGCAGCUCUGAAAUGUAAGUUUUAGGAAUAUUUUGAACUUGUUGUUAUUCUGGAACUAAUGCCCGGAUAAUUAUUAAAUAGUAAGCAGUCAUAAAUGUUUUUAUUAUCUCUUCACUUGUGGUUUGUUACAGAUUUGAGCUGUUUUACCCUCCACUUUUUGAUAAAUAAGGGUAAUACAACAGUUAGCUGUCAGAUGCAUGUUUUUCAGUGGACUGGAUGAUUCAUAUUUCCCAACAAGAAUUCUGAUGACGCUGGAAUCUGAGGGGAUGAAAUCGUGAUCACAUGGUGUAAUAGAGCCACUGUGACAUAACAGCAGAUACUUUAUCUUUAUUCCACUUAUGCCUGACACGAUAUGAAUGAUUACAUUUCUUCUGAAUCUGCUACUCAAAGCACUGCUUUUCAGAAAUCAAACAUUUUAUCUUACUUAGUUUUAAUUUAAUACGACAAGCAUUGUAAUAAUUGUAACAGUAAUGUACUUGCAGUCGGAAAUGUAUGUGGUAAAGUUUAGUUAUGGUCUCAGUUGUUUUUAAAGUUACUAGUCAUCUUGAUAUUUCAUGUUGCGAUAGUUUUGUUUGUCCCUAUGUACAAGCAUAUCUGUCCCAUUGACCAUCUGUGCCGGCCCCCUGGAAGUUUCUGUUGAAUGAGCUCAAGUGCCAUGUUUGGUUUCAUGUCGUUUCCUGUAUAUACAGAUGGAUUGCAGUGGUGCGUAGUAAAAACAGGCCUGUUUUCUAUGUAAAUAUCACACAGUCAAGUCAUACACCCCGCUCUCACAAGUGAGGGAUUGAUCACAAAAAACAGUGUGUAAGCCAGGUCACAGGGCCGCUUAAUAAUAAACUAAUGCAUCUCUGGAUACAGGAGCAUGUUUAUGAGCUGAGGAUUCAGUUUACGCUUUUACCCAUUGAGUUUAACCAUAGCAGGUAUUGUGAGCUGCAGUGGGGUUUUAAAUCACUAAGCGUUGUUCAUCAAGUUUGCUUCAAAUGCAGCUUUUCAAUAAGAUCAUUCGACCAUCAUUGAAGAGAUUGAAAAAAAUAAGUUUUCUUUGGAGCUCAGAAAAGUAAUUAUCAACAAAAAGCUGAACUUUUUUAGAUUGAGGAGUGUACCCAAAAGGUGACGAAGCAGUCUUGUUGCCGGUACUUGGUUUUUAAUUUGCUCAGAGCACGAGUGGAGAUAUUUUCUGAAUCCUGAUUGAAAUUCACUCAACAAUCUAAGUCGAAUGCAUCAUCUCCGACAUCUGUUCACGUUGUCAUUUUUGGUGCUUAAAUAGUGAGUACAUUAAUGGAUUAAAGCAUAUUUAGGUAUUGUUUAAUAUUAUAAUAUAUAAGUGCCAAACAUUCACUGUGCCAGCUGCUUUUCUCUGUUUUGGGCUUUUAGCCAUGCUAUCAUAGCAUGACUGUUGGUCUAUAUCUUACAUUUCAAUGUUAAUUUAUAAUUGGCACCAUAAUUAUAUAAAAUGUUGUUUUCA